Messenger RNA from Balaenoptera musculus (blue whale), 891 nucleotides. Its product is annotated as NF-kappa-B inhibitor-interacting Ras-like protein 1. Lineage: Eukaryota; Metazoa; Chordata; Mammalia; Artiodactyla; Balaenopteridae. Gene Ontology annotation, molecular function: GTP binding; GTPase activity. The record is from RefSeq and is a predicted model, not a curated record. Gene Ontology annotation, biological process: canonical NF-kappaB signal transduction.
GGCAAGGCCUGGGCUGGAGAGCGUCCAGACAUCCCGCCGCCGCGAGGAGCUUUACGGUUGUAAAAGCCUUCACAGUGACAUCCUAAGAGAAGAUGGGAAAGGGCUGUAAGGUUGUGGUUUGUGGCUUGUUAUCUGUGGGGAAAACGGCAAUUUUGGAGCAGCUCCUUUAUGGGAAUCAUACUAUUGGAAUGGAGGACUGUGAAACAAUGGAAGAUGUGUAUAUGGCUGCAGUGGAAACAGAUCGGGGAGUCAAGAAACAGUUACAUCUUUACGACACCCGAGGCCUACAGGAAGGCGUGGAGCUGCCAAAGCAUUAUUUUUCAUUUGCUGAUGGCUUUGUUCUUGUGUACAGUGUGAAUAACCUUGAAUCCUUUCAAAGAGUGGAGCUUCUGAAGAUUGAUAAGUUCAAAGACAAAAAAGAGGUGGCCAUUGUCGUGUUAGGAAACAAAACUGACCUUCCUGAGCAGAGACAAGUGGACGCCGAAGUGGCACAGCGGUGGGCCAGGAGCGAGAAGGUGCAUCUGUGGGAGGUGACGGUCACAGACCGCAAGUCCCUGAUCGAGCCCUUCACCCUGCUAGCCCGCAAACUCUCCCAGCCCCAGAGCAAAGCGAGCUUCCCUCUGCCUGGGAGGAGAAGCAAAGGCAACUCCAGCUCUGAGAACUAAACCCUAGGGUGCACAACUGUCCCUUGAAUGGUGACUGCCUCGAGGUGUCUGUGAACUCAUGUAAAACAGGCCAUUUCUGUCUACCUUUGGUCCUUAGGAAACCCCUAGGGAAGUAAUUUAAUGCACUUUCAGUUAUAAUUCAGUUACUGUUGCCUGACAUGAAGUAAUAAUAUAUUUGCAUUCUCCUUGUUUCAGACUUGUCCCUGAAAUUAGCACCUUUGUUAUC